This is a messenger RNA of Cynoglossus semilaevis (tongue sole), 3881 nucleotides long. RefSeq names its product ST14 transmembrane serine protease matriptase a (gene st14a). Gene Ontology annotation, cellular component: membrane. Gene Ontology annotation, biological process: proteolysis. The record is from RefSeq and is a predicted model, not a curated record. Lineage: Eukaryota; Metazoa; Chordata; Actinopteri; Pleuronectiformes; Cynoglossidae. The transcript has 19 exons. The coding region runs from base 658 to 3213 and encodes 851 amino acids. Gene Ontology annotation, molecular function: protein binding; serine-type endopeptidase activity.
GAGUCAUCAUGUUUGGGAAACACCGUUAGACCCCUCGCUUAAGUUCACAUGAUACUAUACACAUAUUGUAUGAAACAGAGAUUAUAUGAACUAUUUGUAGUGUAAAAACGUUUUGGAUUUACAUUUGCACAGGUGCUUUGAACGUAACCUCAAACGUAAUAUUUCACCGCUUAGAAACAUAAAUCAGUGAAGUUCUUAAUCAUUUUCAAGGCAGCGGAUUUCCUUGACAGAGUUUGGUGCAAUCCUGAGUCGUUUUACAUUGAAUUUGAGCUAAUCUAGCUAGCCCACCUGCGGCAGGUAAACAGGAAGUAGACACGCACGGAGACACGCCCGCAGAAACCCGACGCUUGUGGAAAACUUUUUUCUACCUGCUAGUUUCCCUCGGUUGUGGUUACACUGAGAGACGACAUAUUCUGUAUAGAAGAGUACCAGCGAACACCUGAUCAGUAGAGGGUCUUUUUUACGUUCGUAGUGUUUUUUUUAAAACUACUUGAUUCAUUCGUUUACAAGACUUGAAUCGUCUCUUUGCCACCGACGAACGCAGGUUCAUCUCGGGAAUUCAACCGCAGAAGGUCAAAGGAAAUAUCCAGGCUAAAGGGACAGGUGGAAGACAAGACAUUUUUGUUCACUUUGUUUUAAUCCAGGUGGUAACCUCUAAUGGAUUACAUGGACAGUGGAUUGAGGUACACCCCGAAGUCGGUCUCUCCUCAGGACAAAGACUGGGACACCUCCGUCCAGUUCCUGCCUGCCUCAGAUAACAAAAAACUUGAGAAGAAAAAAGGUCCAGGAAAACUUGGAGCUGUGAUUGGUGUGGUUGUCUUUGCUGCUGUCAUUGCACUAAUGACUGGACUACUGGUCUGGCACUUCCACUUCCGUAAAAACGUGCGAAUCAAGAGGAUAUACAGCGGCUCUAUGCGGAUCACCAACCAGGUGUUUGAAGAUGCCUAUGAAAAUCCCAACAGCUCAGAGUUCAAGGCCCUGGCGAAGCAAGUUGUCACACAUCUUAAAACCCUGUAUUCCAAGAGUCCACAGUUGGCUAAAUGCUACGUUGGUUCUACAGUUCUGGCUUUUAGUGAAGGGAGCGUCAUGACGUACUAUACCUCUGAGUUCAACAUCCCAGCAGGCCAAGAGGCAGCUGUGGACAAGGCCAUGUCUACAAUGGACAAGCUGGUGGACAAGGAGCAACGUUCCAUCAGCAGAGCUGGUAACUCUCUGGUCCUGGACGAGGUGGUGUCUUCAGCUCUUGAUGCUCGACUGUUCUCAACACCUUUCAACAAGUAUCUCAGGUUUUCUGAACAUUUGAGAUCCAAUUACAUAGGGACCAUCCAGUCCCCUGGCUUCCCCAACAGUCCUUACCCCCCCAACACGUACAUCCAGUGGCAGCUGAGAGCCGACCCAAACUACCACAUCAAGCUGGAGUUUGAUACCAUGAACCUGGAGGAGAACUGCAAGAAUGAUUUUGUCAAAAUCUACGACUCCCUGGCUGCCAUUGAGAGUCGUGUCAUGGAAGAAAUGUGUGGAUAUUACUCACCCAGCGAACCACUGGCAUUUCUGUCCUCGGGUAACGUCAUGCUGGUGACCAUGGCCACGAAUGCAAACAAGAACUAUCCAGGAUUUAGGGCCACAGUGUCACAAAUCUAUCGCUCAAGUAAGGAGACCACAUGUGGUGGUCAGCUCAAAGGAGAGAAGGGUACUUUCACUACUCCUAACUUUCCAAAUUACUACCCCCCUCGUACUUCGUGUCAAUGGUCGAUCGAGGUUCCUGCUGGCAAAUCAGUGAAGGUGACUUUCAAAAGGUUCCUCCUGUCUGAACCUGGACAGGAAAACAACAAAGAGUGUCUAAAAGACUACGUGGCAGUCAAUGGAAAGAAGCUGUGUGGUGAACAUCCAGAUGGAGUACUAACAGAAACCAGUAAGACCAAUACAAUGAACGUUGUAUUUGUCUCCGAUUCCUCCUAUGUGGACCUAGGAUUUCAAGCAACUUUUGAGGCGAUUGAUGUAAAAGACCCUUGUCCUAAACAGUUCCAGUGCAACAACCUGCGCUGCAUCAAAUCAGAACUCAGGUGUGACGGCUGGAACGACUGUGGAGACAUGAGUGACGAGUUGAAAUGCACAUGCAGUUCGGAGAGCAUCCACUGCAAAAAUGGCCUGUGUAAGCCAAAGUUUUGGCAGUGCGACAGCAUAGACGACUGUGGUGACGGCACAGAUGAGCUCAACUGUGGUGGAUGCAAAUCUGGACAAUUCACUUGCAAGAAUAAAAAAUGUGUUUCUGAGAAGUCUCGCUGUGACAGCAGGGACGACUGUGGUGAUGGGUCAGAUGAACUCGACUGUGGAAGAGGUGGUGGAACAACCUGCACUGAUCUAACAUACAAAUGUAAAAACAACCAGUGCAUCAGCAAAGUAAACCCAGAGUGUGAUGACACACGGGACUGUGAAGAUGGAUCUGACGAGGAAAACUGUGACUGCGGAGGACGCAUGUUUAAGACGUCACGUAUAGUUGGCGGUCAGGAUGCUGAAGAAGGGGAGUUUCCAUGGCAGGUCAGCCUCCAUGUGAAAAGUUACGGUCACGUGUGUGGAGCGUCCAUCAUCAACCAACGAUGGCUGGUCACCGCUGCUCACUGUGUGCAAGAUGAUGGCAAGAUAAGGUUCUCUCAGCCCAGUACUUGGGAAGCUUACUUCGGUCUUCAUGAGCAGCGGAAGAUUGGCAGUCACGUGGUAAAGAAAAACCUGAAGCAGGUUAUUCCCCACCCCAACUACAACGCAUACACCUUCGACAAUGACAUCGCCCUGAUGGAGCUGGACAGUCCACUCACUUACUCUGACUACAUCAGGCCCAUCUGCCUCCCAUCUGCGCAACACGAAUUCAUGACAGGCAGUACAGUGUGGAUCAGUGGAUGGGGAGCCACUCGAGAAGGAGGCUACGGUGCAUCCAUCCUUCAAAAGGCUCAGGUCCGAAUCAUAAACAAAGAUGUGUGUAAUAAAUUAAUGGGGGGUCAGAUAACCUCUCGGAUGUUGUGUGCUGGAGUUCUGACUGGAGGAGUCGAUGCCUGUCAGGGUGACUCUGGGGGACCUUUAUCCAGUCCAGCAGGCAGUAGAAUGUUCCUAGCAGGUGUGGUAAGUUGGGGGGAAGGCUGCGCCCGCAGAGAUAAAACGGGCAUCUACACAACUGUCACCAAGUUCAUUGGCUGGAUUAAAGAAAAGACUGGAGUUUAGAAAAAUGUGAAUUAUUCAAAUCAGGUCAAAUAUGGACAAAUAUGAACGUUUGGUGAUGAGGAGGAACCUACUGCAGAUUGUUGCUUGAAGAGAAAUUGCCACGCAUUUUAACUCCUCUGCAGGUGUAAGGGCAUGUUGGUGAUAUGUUUUUAGUGUAAAUAAGUGUGUUCUUUUGCCAUGUAUUGUUUUGUAUGUCUUUUGUUUGUAGUUUCUUUUAAUGGAGGCAGUGUGAGGUGCUGCACAGUAGAUUUGAAUCAAGAUUGUUACACUUACACACAUUUAAAACAUGCCUCUUCAUACAGUACUCUGUUUUUUUUAUAAAAGGCCAAAUAACCAUGUUUAUUGCUGCCAUUGUGCUAUAUUUUGUGAAUUAAAAACAAAAUGGUAGCAAGAUCCUUCUACCGUACCUCCUAUGGCUUGGUAUAUUAUGCAUUAUACAGAAUUUUUAGACCAACAGAAACCCCUGCUCUCAGCUGCCCCUUCAAUAUGUUUUGAAAGACUUCUUUAAAAUCUUCAGGAUUUUAUGAGCAUAAAACAGUGACAUAAUGUUUUGUCAAUUAAAUGUUUUGUUUGUAAUGUGAUUCUAAUCUUUCAUCAAUACAAGACUAGACAGUCUGUUUUAAUUUGUGUAAAUGUGUACAUCAAAUGUUUUUAAAUAAAAUAUUUCU